CCCCCCCCUGCUAGGCUCGGUUUUGCUUGCUAAAUUCUGGUAGUGUUUUGGCCAAUUUUGGAAGUUGGAGUUACUGUUCAAGGGUACUGUUCAAGGGUACUGUUUAUAGGCACUGUUCACACAUCGAGGGUUAACGAUUAAUGGGGAUUUAAAGGUUUAGUUUGUGAUAUAAGAAUGAGUUUGGAGAUGUCCGGUUAUGUGGAGAUUGAUAGAAAUAGCACUAUGAUUAGAGGUAGUGCUAAUGAUGAUUUUACUGUGAAUUUGUGGUUGUGUGGCAUUAAUUGUGGAAUAUUGUGAUUAGGUUUUGAUUGUUCUGUCACCGUAGCGCUUGGGUUAGCCUUCUGUUCUGUGCGAGUGAGGUAAGUAAAUUAUGGUAAAGCCCUUUGAUUUUAAAGCAUGUUUUAAACUGUUUUUGAGAUGGUGGCAAGCUUUAAAUUGAUUUUAUCAGCAUCUGAGUGUGAUUUAAACCGAAAUGGAAAUUGUGAUGGUUUUUCUGAGAAUUUCAUUGUUUUCUGGAAUUGAGCAUGAUUGGAAUGAAAUUGUUUUCAUUGCAUCGAGUAGAGCAUGCUUAUUUGGAAUUGACUGAACUGUUUUGAUGAACUGAGAGUUUUGUAAAUUAUGAUUUUCUGUUAAAUCCAUGCCCACAUGGAAUUUUUUGGUUAUUUCUGAAAUUAUGGAUUUCGAUUCUGAAAUUUGGGAUUUCGAUCGUGAAUUAUGGAUUUCGAUUGUGAAUUAUGGAUUUCUUUUGUAAAUCUUGCAUGAUUUUGUCUCUGAUGUGGUCAUGUUAUUGAUGAUCCUGCUAGUGGGGGUUAAACGCUAGCACAUCUCGGCACAUGUCGAUAUGUUAUUGAUGAUCCUGCUAGUGGGGGUUAAACGCUAGCACAUGUCGGCGCAUGUCGAUAUGUUAUUGAUGAUCCUGCUAGUGGGGGUUAAACGCUAGCACAUGUCGGCGCAUGUCGAUAUGUUAUUGAUAGAACCGGUUCGUUCCUGUAACCUUGCUAGUGGGGGUUAAACACUAGUAAUUUCUGACGCCUGCCACUGGGCGAAUACAUUGGCACAUUCCGACGCCUGCCAAUGGGCGAACACAUUGGUAAAUUUUUGUCGCCUGCCAGUGGGUUGUUAUAACACUGGCCAUGACUUAUAGAUGAGACUACUGAACUGAGUUUUCUUCUGCAUUAACGGUUUUGUCAUUGAACGUUUUGCUAUUGAACUGAAUUUGAUUUUUGCAUUAACGGUUUAUCAGUGAAAGUUCUGUUAUACUUACAUGGUUUAUCUGGC
Molecule: messenger RNA, 1278 nt
Organism: Rubroshorea leprosula
Lineage: Eukaryota; Viridiplantae; Streptophyta; Magnoliopsida; Malvales; Dipterocarpaceae
Source: the annotation of a GenBank genome assembly